Molecule: messenger RNA, 1584 nt
Organism: Pochonia chlamydosporia 170
Lineage: Eukaryota; Fungi; Ascomycota; Sordariomycetes; Hypocreales; Clavicipitaceae
Product: glucokinase
Exons: 2
Coding region: 1-1584 (527 amino acids)
Biological process (GO): glucose 6-phosphate metabolic process; glycolytic process; intracellular glucose homeostasis
Cellular component (GO): mitochondrion; cytosol
Molecular function (GO): glucokinase activity; fructokinase activity; mannokinase activity
Source: RefSeq, a predicted model, not a curated record
AUGCCACCAGUCACCAACGAUAUGGCCGGGUCAUUUGAUUUGAGCUCUGAAGAUGUGAGCAUUCUUGCAAAGCAUUCUAUCACCCGCAUGAAUGAGCUGCUGGCAUGCCAUGGUGCUACACAAAUACCAUCAUUUGUCACCAAGCUUCCAACCGGCUCCGAGGUUGGACAGUUUCUUGCUGUUGACCUCGGCGGGACGAAUUGCAGAAUCUGCCUGGUCGAUCUUCAAGGGAAUUCAACAUACAAGAUACUGCAGUCAAAACAUAUCGUACCACGGGAGCAUAUGGUCAACUCCAGUCACAAACCACUUUUCGACUUUAUUGCAUCGAGAAUUAAGCAAUUCCUUGAUACCAACUCAACAUCUGGCCAUGGCACUGGUGAAAAGGGGGAACGAAGCAGUCCCUUGAAUGAGAAGGCUCUCAAGUUGGCGUUCACUUUUAGCUUCACUUACGAAACCAUUUCCCUCACAGAGGGAAGAAUGCUUCAGUGGGACAAGGGCUGGGAUAUUCCCGACGCAAUCGGCCAAGAUCCCUGUGGUAUGCUGCAAAAAGCCAUCGACAGGCUUGGGCUGCGUGUUACUGCCGUCGCACUUACAAGUGACAGUGUCAGUACUCUGGCAGCAGAGGCAUAUGCUUGCGGAGGAAGUGUGUCGCCUCUUGCCGGAAUAAUAUUCGGAACAGGGACAAAUGCUGCAUAUACUGAAAAGUUAGAAAACAUUACCAAGUUGCGCGGUGCUCACCAAGGUCGGGGAAACGACAAAGAUGUGAUGGUCAUAAAUUCGGAAUGGGGAGGUUGGUACGACGAACACCCGGAAAUGUUGCCGUGCACAAUACAUGAUAAGACUCUAGACGAAACAUCCACCAAUCCCAAUGAACAACUCUUCGAAAAGAGAGUUUCCGGAAUGUACCUGGCAGAACUCACAAGGUUGGCUAUAUUGAAGGCCUCGGAAGAUGGAGCUCUCACAUGCACGUUCGAAGGCUCCUCGACAUUACACAAACCGUAUGCUUUAAGCGGACCUUUUCUUUCUUCGCUUGCAAAUGAUUGCAGUGAUAGCCUACAAGCCUCCAUUGUAUGCAUUGAGCAAACGCUAGACGCGGAAGGCGUGAGCCAAGCUGAUGCCCACAUGGUUCGUUCUUUGACGAAGGCCAUAGUACGACGCGCCGCUCGCCUGUCUGGGGCUGCCAUUGCUGCGCUCAUUAUCCAGUCAGGCAGACUGCGUAACAUCACAAAACCGUCGGAUAUCUUGUUCAGGGCCAAUGAAUUAGGACACAAGCGAAGCAGAGGCUUCAUAUCAUCACUGAUGUCUUAUGCCAAGAUUCUACUAUGUUGGCCAAGAGACGUAGAAGAAGUGUUUUCUUAUUCCUCAUCGAAUAGGACUGACUCACUUGUUCCCGAGAAUGAGAUGAUUGUCAUCGGCGUCGAUGGGUCCCUGUUCGAGUUUUAUCCGACUUUUGAAGCAGAAAUCCGAGAAGCACUACGAGAUGUACCAGAUAUUGGUCUGGCUGGCGAAGCAAGGGUUCGAUUUCGUUUGACAAGAGAUGGAUCUAGUUUGGGCGCUGCGCUGGUGGCUCAUGCAGGAUUGUAA